Setaria italica (foxtail millet) is the source of this 713-nucleotide messenger RNA. RefSeq lists its product as uncharacterized. The record is from RefSeq and is a predicted model, not a curated record. The coding region runs from base 102 to 683 and encodes 193 amino acids. NCBI's taxonomy places the organism in Eukaryota, Viridiplantae, Streptophyta, Magnoliopsida, Poales, Poaceae. The transcript has a single exon.
ACAAAGUCCUUGGCAGCAGCUAAUAUAAUAGUUAAGGUAGCUAUGAUCGAGAACAUGCAUGGCAUGCUAUCUAUGGCAGUUAAGCAGGGUGGAAGCGCUGCAUGCAGGCGUGGCAGGUGAUCUCGAGCGCGGCGGCGGAGCCGGCGGCGAUCCGGCGCGCCGCCAUGGCCUUGACGCGCUCCACCUUCUCGACCUCGCCGCGGGCGCGCUCCCAGAUGGCCCGCGCCCGCGCGAACUCCCGCUCCGCCAGCUCCAGCUCCCGCCGCGCCAGCUCCAUCACGCGCUCCGCGUACGCCCGCUCCGCCGACGCCAUCCGGGCCUGCUCCGCCGUGUGCCGCUUCAGCGCCUGCACGUCCGCCGCCGCCUUCUUGCUCUGGUCAGCGGAGGCCGCUGGCGGCGGAGCCGGAGGCGGCGAUGGCUGUGGUGCGGGUGGUGGUGGUCCAAUGCUGAUGGACAGGCUCAGGUCCAGCUGCGGGUGGUCGGAGGUGGUGGCCGGCGGCCGAGGGGCGUGGAAGGCGGCGUCGAGGGGAGUGGUUGUGGGGAGGAGGAGAAGCUGGAGCUCCCUCUCGCCGCGAUGGGGCUCCAUGGCCGCUGAGAAGAGCGGAGUGAGCAUGGCAGGGGGUGUGGUGUGGCCUUACUGUCCUGGGCUUGUGCUUGGUGAUGCGGGUGCCGUGGUAGUAUGAAUCUUUAUACGAUAACGUGGCGGUUGAUUU